AAACAGAAACAGUGAAAGGUAAAUGACAUAAGAAGUUCCGCAAGAAACUAAAAUAAUUCCUCUUGUCUCGCGCCAGAUUGAUGUUAUACAUUCCAUCGCACGUGCCAGUAGGGGAACGAACAGUGUUUUUUAUGAGCCUGUCGCAAGCUCAAGUGAAGUACAUUUUUAACCAGGUUUCCUGUUAGAACAGUGUCAACGCUAAUGUUUACUGUUCACUUUAUACGGUAAAACUUAAGGAAAAAUGACUAUCACUGUUAAUUAUAAAAUCGUACUACCGAUAGUGAUUGCUGUAGGAUCAGUGGUAGUACUAACAACAGUACUAUCCAACUGCCUAUGGGGUAAGAAGAAUAAAAAAAGCAAGAAGAAUAUCACCCUUGCAGACCCGAACACCAAGUAUGCUCUGCCACUCAUAGAGCGUGAAGAGAUCAGCCAUGACACAAGGAGAUUCCGAUUUGGACUGCCCUCUUCAGAACAUGUUCUGGGGUUGCCCAUCGGCCAACACAUCCACUUGUCGGCUAAGAUAAAUGACGACCUUGUUAUCCGGGCUUACACUCCUGUCUCGUCUGACGACGACAAGGGAUACGUCGAUUUGGUUAUCAAGGUCUACUUCAAGAAUGUCCAUCCCAAGUUCCCUGAAGGCGGAAAGAUGUCCCAACAUCUGGAAAAUAUGAAAUUGGGAGACACCAUCGACGUCCGAGGGCCCUCCGGCAGACUACAGUACGCUGACAAGGGCUCUUUCCUCAUUAAGAAGAUGAGGAAAGAUCCUCCCACCAAAAUCAAUGUCAAGAAAGUUAAUAUGAUUGCAGGUGGAACUGGCAUCACGCCAAUGCUCCAACUGGUUAGGCACAUAUGUCAAGAUGCCAACGACCACACACAGCUGGCCCUUUUGUUCGCCAACCAGACAGAAGAGGAUAUUCUACUAAGAAAAGAACUGGAAGAGUACGAGAGAAACUAUCCCUCGCAAUUCAAGUUAUGGUACACUUUGGACAGGCCUAAUGAAGGCUGGAAGUACAGCACGGGCUUCAUAAACGACACGAUGAUAUCCGAGCACAUGUUUCAAAAGAGCGACGACACCAUGGUGCUCAUGUGCGGGCCCCCGCCCAUGAUCAACUUCGCUUGCACGCCCGCGCUCGAGAAACUCGGCUUCAAGGAGGAACUGCGCUUCGCUUACUAACUUCAUGUACCAGAGAAGUCUGUCAAUGACCUCACAACUCCCACGUGCUAAGAAUUCACAUAAGCUCACGACUAUUCCCAAUUAGGAUAGUCAGAGGUACAUCUAUCGCAAGAUGAACUAAGUACCCACGGUUCAUCGAGCUUUCUGUUAGGUUAGGCUAAGAGAAACUCUGCUUCAAGGAGGAACUGGGUGGUUAGAAAGGGCACAUUGAAGCAGUUCAUUUUAAAAAAGUAAUAUUGCAAUGUGCCAUUUGCGCAUAUAAAGGUAUAUAUUGCUUGUUUAGAUGAAUUGUUUUAACCCCCUGUACUUCGCCUACAACUUCUAUUACAACUAGUAUAAACACAGGCCCUAAAAGUGAUUAACUGUCUGAUAGCCUAGCCGCCAGAUAAGUGUCUGAUAGCAGGGGUCUAAAACGGCCACGAUAAAGCUAUUCAUCUAAACAUCUAUAUUGAAAUAUAACAUUUGUGCAUAUAAAAGUAUAAAAAAUGUUAUGAAAAAAAUAUCAGUAGUGAGACAGAUUGUUAUCAGUUGUUAUACAGUCUGGCAUAUGAAAUAGCUAAAUGUUAUGCCUAAUUUUAUUUUAAGUUUAAGCAUUUUUGUUGUGAAAAUUCUUAUAUUUGUCAUACGUUUAUAGAAAAUAAUUGGGCAGUUUCCUAAGUCAAAGAUAACUAUGAAAUUCUUUUGAUUACUAAAUAAAGAUAGAUAUAAAGGUGACAAAAACAUACAAACAGUAAUUUCGUGUUUUAACGUUAAGUAAAAAGUAACUGAUUUGACUAGUUGGAAACUACCGUAUUACGUAGUACUUAUCUGUUGAAAACUCCCUUUGAACUUUUGUGAUAAACAACCGCGUUAUUAUAAAAUGAAGAAAAAAUAAAAACAGAUAAUACCAGGUGUAAAACAUUAGUCCGCGCUACGAGAGAAGUCCCGCGGCCGCGGCGCUACUGUCGCAGAUUCUGCAUAGAAUUAUUGUGAGUUAUCAAUAAGUUCAAUUAAAAUCCGUCGACUUCUUUCGUGUAGCGGACUAUAUUUUAAACUUAGUAUUCUGGUAUUAUAUUUAGUCGUCGCUUUCUAAUAACGCGUAAAUGUUAAUAUGCACUAAUUAUAUUACCUGUGCUAAGUAUGCAAAUUACAAACCACCUAAUUUUAUUUUAAGUUAUACCUGUCAUUUUGUUAUCCGCUGAAAAUUAUCGGGACGGUUAAUCGACAGACAUAAAAUUUAUUUUUAACGUGUAAUAAUUUAUUUUUAUUACUUACACGUCAAUUUUAGGCAGAAAUUUAAAGAACCCUUCCUAAAUUUUAAAUUGGCCAAUAACUCGACAAAAUUAAGUUGACUGCACACGACAAAUUUAUUUGAAAUUCAACAGUUGUCAAUCCUUUCCUUUUCGGCGGAUAAAAAAUGACAGGUAUAACUUAAAAUUAGGAGGUGUCUGCAGGAAUCGGGGCCAAUAGCCUGGUAAACUAAGCAAACUAGUUAUGAACUUACAAGAUAAGUACAAUAUACAUAUGUCACGCUACAAACAUAUAAAAGUGUAUACACUAUAUUUUUUACAAAGAUUUUGAUAUAAAACCAUAAUCUACUACGCCAAUUAAAGUCCCUAUCAGUAGAUCUUCAACGAUCAAGAUAAAUAAAUUGUUCCUUGAUUCCUCGGGCUUGUAUCUUAUUUAAUUAUUAAUUAAAUACAUAGAAAGACAUUGCACUACCAUGUGAAAGCUUUUAUUUGAUGUCAUUGAAAUCGAAGAAAAGUGCCACAGGAAUCAACGAACAACCAAACAUGUACCUCUAAAAUCAUCCUAAGUAUGAAUGAAUACACAGACUGUCAAGUGAUAACUUAGGUACUUUAUGAGGCUGCCCACCCACGUCAGACAAUCGGCGACCGACUUUUUGAGAAAAAUAGAACGUACAGUCAUGAGCAAUAUAAUGUACCCACUUUAGGACUGUCGCACUAACAUAUUUGACAUUUAGUGAGACUUACAGAGCUCGGUGGCGCAGCGGUAAACGCGCUCGGUCUGCGAUUGUUGAAGUUAAGCAACUUUCGCAAAGGCCGGUCAUAGGAUGGGUGACCACAAAAAAAAAUAAGUUCAUCUCGAGCUCCUCCGUGCUUCGGAAGGUACGUUAAGCCGUUGGUCCCGGCUGCAUUAGUAGUCGUUAAUAACCAUCAAUCCGCACUGGGCCCGCGUGGUGGUUUAAGGUCCGAUCUCCCUAUCCAUCCAUAGGGAAGGCCCGUGCCCCAGCAGUGGGGACGUUAAUGGGCUGGUGAUGAGACUUACAGUUCAAUUUGUUAAAAAAAGUUAAUGUGACAUGGUAUCAAAGUGUAUACAUAAUUAAUGCUCAUGACCGUACUGCUCGCAAUAGUGUAAUGCCCACGUCCUACAAAAAGUCGGUCAGAAAUAAAAUCGGUGCGUCUAGACCGAUCCGAUUAUCGGUGAAAAUGGAACGUUCUUGCGUGGAGUCGAUUACAAAAUCGGGCAUAAGAAUCGGAGGAAAAAUCGGUCUGCUUAUCUGUCCUACAAGAAGUCUGACAUGGGCGGGCACCCUAAGUUGUAAGCAAUAAUAGUUAUAUUUUACAUUGUUUGUUGUUGAUGUUCUGCGUAGUUUUAGUAGUAUCCCUAAAUGUCUGUGUAGAAAUGAAGGGAUAUUUGCUGUUUAGAAAAUAAAACAAUGGUUUAAU
Messenger RNA from Pectinophora gossypiella (pink bollworm), 3843 nucleotides. Its product is annotated as NADH-cytochrome b5 reductase 2. The record is from RefSeq and is a predicted model, not a curated record. Gene Ontology annotation, cellular component: mitochondrion. The transcript is spliced from 6 exons. Gene Ontology annotation, molecular function: oxidoreductase activity; FAD binding. The coding region runs from base 242 to 1174 and encodes 310 amino acids. NCBI's taxonomy places the organism in Eukaryota, Metazoa, Arthropoda, Insecta, Lepidoptera, Gelechiidae.